AUGGACAGAGAACAAGAGGAAAUCCAGUUCCUAGGAUUGCCAGGCAUCCUCAAGGAAUCAUGUGAUCUGGUGGUAUCAUCGCCAUGGCGAAAGAUUUUUGCCCAGAUAACUCUGCUUCUCAUCCUUCCCCUCUCCUCGGUCUACUUGUCCCACAUCGAGAUAACAGAGAUCCUUUUCCGCAGAAUCAUGCACAACGAGUACAUGCUGGAGUGGACUCCCGAGGGCACCCGCAUCCACCAGCGCAUCGCCCACAUGCUCCGCUCCGAGCUGACCGCUUUCUUCCUCUUCAAGAUCGCGUACAUCCUCUUCUUCAUACUCCUCGCCCUCCUCUCCACGGCCGCCGUCGUCUACACCAUCGCCUGCAUCUACACCGCCAAGGAGAUCACGCUAGCACGAGUCGCCAGCGUGGUCCCCAAGGUCUGGAAGAGGCUCGCCCUCACUUUCCUCUGCAGCUUCGCCUUAGUUUUCGCCUACAACGUCCUGUCCCUGCUGCUGUUGGUCUUGGGCGCUGUCACUCUCGGGAGCGUGCGGGUUCUCGGGGUCGCUUGCCUGGUGUUGUUCUCGGUGGCCUACCUGGCGGGGCUUCUCUACAUCACCGUCAUCUGGCAUCUGGCGAGCGUCGUGUCUGUGCUGGAACAGAGUUACGGGUUCGGGGCGAUGAGGAAGACCCGGGGUCUGAUCAGGGGCAAGAUGGGGAUUUCGGCUGCGGUGUUCUUGGUCUUGGCUCUGCUCUUCCUGGGAGUUGAGCAUAUGUUUAAGAUAUUGGUGGUUUUCGGGGAGGGGAAGGGGUUGGGGGAGAGGAUCGGGUACGGGAUACUUUGUGUGCUUCUGCUGUCUAUUACCAUGCUCUUCGGCCUCGUCGCGCAGACCAUCGUCUACUUUGUGUGCAAGUCGUAUCACCACGAGAAUAUCGAUAAGUCGUCCUUGGCGGAUCAUCUUGGUGCCUACCUUGGAGAGUAUGUGCCGCUCAAGUCUAAGGAUCUGCAGUUACAACAGUUUGAGGUUUAA
Messenger RNA from Striga hermonthica, 1008 nucleotides. The record is from the annotation of a GenBank genome assembly. NCBI's taxonomy places the organism in Eukaryota, Viridiplantae, Streptophyta, Magnoliopsida, Lamiales, Orobanchaceae.